AUGUGGAACAUCGCGACGUGGUUUGGCUUAGCGUCUUCCUGCUGCGCUCGGUGUAGGGGUGUUCCUAGAUGGCCGCUGGAAGCUGAUUUCCUGGUUUGGAUAGCUGCAAGCCUGCGAAUCGACCGAGCUCAUCUACGCCCAUUCUUGAGCAGCGCUCUAGAAGCCUGCCUCAAUCAGCACUGGCAUGCCGUCCAUAAAAGGAAAGUAGCUCAUAGUUCUUUGACCUCAAGACAGACCGUCACGCGCGCCCGAGAGAGGUUGCUGCUCAGCGGCGACGGCACCGUGAAGCGCAGCAUAGUACAUUAG
Colletotrichum lupini is the source of this 306-nucleotide messenger RNA. RefSeq lists its product as uncharacterized. The coding region runs from base 1 to 306 and encodes 101 amino acids. The transcript has a single exon. NCBI's taxonomy places the organism in Eukaryota, Fungi, Ascomycota, Sordariomycetes, Glomerellales, Glomerellaceae. The record is from RefSeq and is a predicted model, not a curated record.